Neltuma alba is the source of this 1631-nucleotide messenger RNA. RefSeq lists its product as uncharacterized. Lineage: Eukaryota; Viridiplantae; Streptophyta; Magnoliopsida; Fabales; Fabaceae. Gene Ontology annotation, cellular component: nucleus. Gene Ontology annotation, biological process: DNA repair. The coding region runs from base 1 to 1506 and encodes 501 amino acids. The transcript is spliced from 6 exons. The record is from RefSeq and is a predicted model, not a curated record. Gene Ontology annotation, molecular function: metallopeptidase activity.
AUGGCUUUGAUUGAUGUGGUGGAGUCUUACUCAGAUGAAGAUGUUGAUGGCUUCCUGGUAAUGAAACAAGCAAUUACUUAUCGUGAAGGUGGUGAAGAUAUGGUUAUUACUAAUCCUCCACCUUUGCACGAUAAUAUUGUUACUCCUACUUUUCCUCGUCCAACUGUUAACAUUUCAGUCCAUGCUCUCGUUGAUGAUUUUGAUUUUCAUAGUCAUAAAGAUGUGGUUUUCAGAAGGUUUAGUUUCGCUGUGUUCAGAACCAUGAAUGUGGGCGAUCUUAACAAGGUCUGGGAGAUCAAAGCUCUCAAGAAGCCUGGACAGGAAGAUGCGAAGAAGAUGUUGGAGAAAAUUGCCAAACAGGUCCAACCCAUUAUGCGUAAACACAAAUGGAGGGUCAAAGUCCUUUCUGAAUUCUGCCCGAACAAUCCGUCUCUUCUGGGCUUGAAUGUUGGAGGUGGUGUACAUGUGAAGUUGAGGCUGCGAAGGGCAAACAGGGAUUGGGACUUUUACCCAUUUGACCAAGUUCUGGAUACAAUGCUUCAUGAGCUUUGCCAUAAUGUUCAUGGUCCUCACAAUGCCAACUUUUACAGGCUUUGGGAUGAACUUAGAAAGGAAUGUGAAGAGCUGAUGGCCAAGGGAAUAACUGGGACAGCAGAGGGUUUUGACCUUCCAGGAAGGCGAUUAGGUGGUUUAUCUCGUCAACCUCCACUUUCAUCCCUCCGUAAGGCCACUCUUGCUGCGGCAGAAAAUAGAGCACGCUUGGGAUCUCUCCUUCCAUCUGGGCCCAAACGCCUUGGUGGUGACAGUGCAAUAAUGGGUGCACUCAGUCCAGUACAAGCUGCUGCAAUGGCUGCAGAAAGGAGAUUACAGGAUGAUAUUUGGUGUGGUUCUCAAUCUUGUGAACUUUCAUGUGAUGAAGAUGCGGACUACAAUAUUGCUAAGGAUCUUGAACAUAAGGAGGAAAAAGCAGGAUGCAUAGAAGAAAGAAAUAAUUCUACUCUACCUUUGGAUCAAGGAUCUCGAAAAAGAAGUCGUGAUUUGGAUUCAAGUUUCAGUGCCUCUCCUGAUAUUAAAUAUGUGGAUCUAACUUUGAAUACAACAGAAAUUGAAUCCAUCAGUGAACAUCCAAUUAGAUCUCAAAGAAGUUGUUCUGAAUCAGUGAAGAUAUCUUGUUCUCGGUCCUAUUCUCAAGCAGGGUCUAGUACUUCAGAUUUGUCAAUUCCAUCUUCCAAGCUACUAUCUGAGGAUAAUGAAAAACUUCAUUCUGAGGAAUCUGACAUGUGGGAAUGUCUGAUAUGCACUCUGUUAAAUAAACCAUUAGCUCCUAUAUGUGAGUUGUGUGGAACACAGAGGCCAAAAGAUACUGCCACCAAGUACAAGAGCUGGUCUUGUAAAUUCUGUACGUUGGAAAACAGUGUGAAGUUAGAUAAAUGCUCAGCCUGUGAUCAGUGGAGAUACUCUCAUGGCGCUCCUGUGUCAACCCGACCACCCAACCUUGGCACUUGAGGGAAACUAUUAAUCUGCCAUGAAGUCUGUUUUGUCGAUGUCUUGAGGAGAACCCUUACCAGGCAUGAUCUCAUGUAUGUCCCUCACUUCAUGGUGUAUGUUUUGAUACUGGCUUUUGUCUUUAG